Tripterygium wilfordii is the source of this 3323-nucleotide messenger RNA. Its product is annotated as replication protein A 70 kDa DNA-binding subunit E-like. Gene Ontology annotation, biological process: telomere maintenance via telomerase; double-strand break repair via homologous recombination; meiotic cell cycle. Gene Ontology annotation, molecular function: zinc ion binding; damaged DNA binding; single-stranded telomeric DNA binding. The transcript is spliced from 2 exons. The record is from RefSeq and is a predicted model, not a curated record. Lineage: Eukaryota; Viridiplantae; Streptophyta; Magnoliopsida; Celastrales; Celastraceae. The coding region runs from base 196 to 2994 and encodes 932 amino acids. Gene Ontology annotation, cellular component: nucleus; DNA replication factor A complex.
UGUCCACAAUCGGUAACCCAAAAUCCCAAAAGGCACGACAAACGGUUCCCUCUCAAAACUCUUGGCGCUUCACUCUCUCUUCGCUAGGGUUCUACCCAAGAUCAGUUUCGAACUCUUCAAUUCCCCUCCGAUUAAUAUACUGUCUCUCUCCUUCUCUCCAUCCAAAUACCUUCAAUUGAUCAGUAAACCCAUUUGAUGGCGUCGACCAAGCUGACUGAGGGAGCGGUGGGGGCUCUCGGUGGAGGAGCGACGGCCGAGGAUUUCAAGCCGAUGAUGCAGGUGACGGACCUGAAACAGGUGCAGACGAAGCAGCAACAAGCAACCGAGAGGUUUCGGGUGUUAUUAUCGGAUGGUUCACAGCUGCAGCAGGGCAUGCUUGCCACUCACUUGAACAACUUGGUCCAUUCUCAGAAGUUGCAGCGAGGGUCCAUUGUCACCUUGAAUGAUUACUCAUGCAGCGUCAUCCAAGGCCGACUGAUUGUCAUUAUCAUGAAUUUGGAUGUGGUAGUUGAAUCCUCAGAGCUCAUUGGACAACCUGUUGCAACACCAAGAACCUCUGGGCCUGUGCAGUCCACUGAUAGAGCCGGCACAGUCAUUGGCAAUCCCCAACCUUUAGGUGGCAGUUCACUUCCUGGUGGCCUUGUAGAUAAAGCAAAUGUUGUUGGUGCAUCUCUGGAACAACCUGUGACAAAUCAGUUGAAUAGCAGUUCAUUUUCCAAUACUUCUGCCUCUGGCCGCAAUAUUGCAACAAAUGUGCUUCCUAGUUACCCCAAAGUUGAUGUUACGACAAAUGUGCCUCCUAGUUACCCCAAAGUCGAAGUUGGUGGCAGCUUUUCUGGAUCAUCAUCAUUAAGUGGGUCAUAUAGUGAUCAAAACAUGAGUUUCCGAAAUCCUAGACCUGAAAUUUCACGGCCACCUUUGGGCAGUUACAGCCACCCGUCUUAUCCUGGAUAUCAGGCACCUUCAAUGUAUUCCAACAGAGGACCAAUUGUUAAAAAUGAAGCUCCUAGAAUAAUUCCAAUUGCUGCAUUGAAUCCUUACCAGAGUAAGUGGACAAUCAAGGCGAGGGUGACAACAAAGGGAGAAUUAAGACACUAUAACAAUACCCGUGGUGAUGGCAAAGUGUUCUCGUUUGAUCUCCUUGAUUCGGAUGGGGGUGAAAUUCGAGUGACCUGUUUCAAUGCGGUUGCUGAUCAAUUCUACCAUCAAAUUGAAGCAGGUAAAGUUUAUUUGCUCUCCAAGGGAAUUUUAAAACCUGCUCAAAAGAAUUUUAACCACCUUCGCAAUGAUCUAGAAAUUUCUUUAGAUAGCACAUCAGUGAUACAGCCUUGCUUUGAGGAUGAUAAGUCAAUCCCCCAGCAACAGUUUCAUUUCUGCACCAUAAGUGGCAUUGAAAAGAUGGAGAACAACAGUAUUGUUGAUGUAAUCGGCGUAGUAUCAUUUAUUACUCCUACGGCUUCAAUAAUGAGAAAAAAUGGUACUGAGACUUCGAAGAGAACACUCCGAAUAAUGGACAUGUCUGGACGAAGUGUUGACUUAACGCUAUGGGGUAACUUUUGCAAUGCAGAAGGCUCAAGACUGCAAGAUUUGUGUGAUUCUGGGGCAUUUCCAAUUUUAGCUGUGAAAUCUGGUAGAAUCAGUGAUUUCAAUGGCAAAGCUGUUGGGACCAUUUUUACGAGUCAGCUAUUAAUAGAGCCAGAUUUUCCAGAAGCGCGCAAGCUGAAGGAAUGGUUUGACAAGGAAGGGAGGAACACCCAGUGUCUCUCCAUUUCCAGGGAAAUCUCAAGUUUAGGUAGGACAGAUGUGCGCAAAACCAUAUGCCAAAUAAAAGAUGAGAAUCUGGGGACUUCAGAAAAGCCUGAUUGGAUCACAAUCACUGCAACUGUCAUAUUUAUCAAGUGUGACAAUUUCUGCUAUACAGCUUGUCCAAUAAAGAAUGGUGAUCGCGUCUGCAGCAAAAAGGUUACAAAUAAUGGUGAUGGGAAAUGGUGGUGUGAUAGGUGUGAACAGUCUGUUGAUGAAUGCGAUUACCGGUACAUACUGCAGCUCCAGAUACAAGAUCAUACCGGCAUAACAUGGGUAACUGCAUUUCAGGAGUGUGGGGAGGAACUCUUAGGUACGUCUGCUAAAGAUUUGUAUCAUCUGAAGUUUGAAAACCAAGAUGAUGAGAAUUUCUCUAAAAUUAUUCGUAGAGUUAUGUUUACCAAGUAUAUCUUCAAGCUGAAAGUAAAGGAGGAAACAUUCAGUGAUGAAAGCAGAGUAAAGUCAACGGUGGUCAGAGCUGAAAAGAUGAAUUAUUCAUCCGAGUCCAGGUUUCUUUUGGAAUCAAUGACUAAGCUUAACGCUGGUGAUUCUGGAGCAUUUUCUGUGAAGGCAGAAAGUAAAGGUUUAGACCCUGGCAUGAGUGAUCCAGGGACUGGGACUGCUCUUAAUAGACAAACGGGGCCCCAAGCACCAAGUCAUACAAGGAACAGCUACAUUGCUGGUAGAGAGUUUGGGUCACCGGCUAAGCAAGUUAGUCAGUAUGGAAACCAGUAUUCUAGUUCACUUCCUACAACUGGUAGUUCUGCAUACUGUCACAGCUGUGGCGGUACUGGUCAUUUCUCAACAAAUUGCCCAAGUAUCAUGUCUGAGCCAGAACAGCCUAUUGGAGCUGGCUACGUCAAUAGAGUAUCUCCUGGGGCAGGGGUUGGUGGUGCUUCUGGUGAAUGUUUCAAAUGCCAUAAAAGUGGCCACUGGGCAAGAGAUUGUCCAGGAUUGAGCAACAUUUCUCCUUCUGAGCCAGAACAGCCUAUUGGAGCUGGCUAUGUCAAUAGAGUAUCUCCUGGGGCAGGGGUUGGUGGUGCUUCUGGUGAAUGUUUCAAAUGCCAUAAAACUGGCCACUGGGCAAGAGAUUGUCCAGGACUGAGCAACAUUCCUCCUGCUUAUGGAAGCAGUGGAAUUUCACCUGGGAAAUACGGGGGGUUUCCAAAGCAACAUGUUGGUGGCUUUUAACGUUACUUGGGUAUUAAUUGGUGCAAGUUUGUAGAGAGUUUUAUCAGAGUUGAAGCUAAGCAGUCAGCUUAGGUCUUUUGUUGCUCUAAUGUGAUAUGAGCCUAUGGAUGGUUUAGUGUUUUUUUUUUUUUGUACAGCAGUGUUGGCAAUGGGAGCAUUUUGCGUCAUAUCAGUUGGGAACUUGGGAUACUCUCACCCUUGAAGACAACUUAUAUCUUCCUUCUAUUGUCGGAUGAAGUUUUGCUUUUUGCAUUCCUGCAAUGUAUUUCCUUUUUAAGUUGUUGAUACAUGUAGUAUGUUUUAAAUUAGUGAGGCUCUCUUUAUUUAAA